Phycomyces blakesleeanus NRRL 1555(-) is the source of this 783-nucleotide messenger RNA. RefSeq lists its product as hypothetical. Gene Ontology annotation, cellular component: centrosome; midbody; cleavage furrow. Gene Ontology annotation, molecular function: phosphatidylinositol-3-phosphate binding. Gene Ontology annotation, biological process: mitotic cytokinesis checkpoint signaling; abscission. The record is from RefSeq and is a predicted model, not a curated record. Lineage: Eukaryota; Fungi; Mucoromycota; Mucoromycetes; Mucorales; Phycomycetaceae. Bases 1 to 783 code for a protein of 260 amino acids. The transcript has 4 exons.
AUGAGUCAGGGAAACGAUGAUGAUUUUACGAACCGUAUUGCUAAGCUUGUCGGUAGCAAUGACACCAAGCCUUUGCCAUCUGAUGCCGAACUCGCCAACCGAUUCUCCAAAGUAUUUUCUUCUCAACCUGUCGCAAAACAAGCAAAGUUCGACUAUCAUAUACCCAACAAUUUAGCUAAUGACGAUGAGGAUGUUGAAAAACUAUUGUCUGAACUUGAUCUUUUGAAUGACAGCGACAAUGAUGGUCUUUUGGAUGAUGAUCUACUGGCCUCUUUAACAUCCCCGGAAGACCAAAAGGCUCAAAAAGAAAAACUUAACCAACUUGAAGCAGCUUUUCUUGGGACACACUCUGCAGAAACUGGGCUGGAGGACGAAAGCCAUACACUAAUUAGACGUAUCCAAGAAGAAUCUGCUUUAGAUGAAAAAUAUGCCACAUUUGCAAAGAAACGUGACGAGGAUCUGAAGAAGCGAUAUGAAGCACUUCAACAGGGCUGUAACUUUUCACCUGCCAAUAGUGGAGAGGUAUCUUCAGCAUCAAAUUUCAAAAAACAGGAAAACAGUGGUAAGCCACGAGGUUCUGUCCCAGCUGCUCUCACAAUGGAUGAAAUAUACAAUGAAACAGACGAUUGGUGCUGUAUGUGUAAUGAUGAUGCGAGCCUUAUUUGCAAGGGCUGUGAUAAUGACAAAUAUUGCAAAAGCUGUUUUUAUGAAGGACAUCGUGGUGAGAUGGCUGAUUAUGAAGCGACUCUACACGUUGCAAAAGAAUGGAGCAAGACAAAAUAA